This is a messenger RNA of Egretta garzetta (little egret), 300 nucleotides long. It is a transcript of the gene FGF22, whose product is annotated as fibroblast growth factor 22. The transcript has 2 exons. Gene Ontology annotation, biological process: positive regulation of protein phosphorylation; cell differentiation; animal organ morphogenesis. The record is from RefSeq and is a predicted model, not a curated record. Gene Ontology annotation, molecular function: fibroblast growth factor receptor binding; growth factor activity. Lineage: Eukaryota; Metazoa; Chordata; Aves; Pelecaniformes; Ardeidae. The annotation marks the transcript as partial. Gene Ontology annotation, cellular component: cytoplasm.
GGCAUCGUCGAGAUCCGGUCGGUGCGUGUCGGCGUUGUGGCCAUUCGGGCGGUGCACACCGGCUUCUACCUGGCCAUGAACAAGCAGGGGAGGCUCUACGGGUCGGGAGGGCGGACCCCCAACUGCAAGUUCACGGAGCGCAUUGAGGAGAACGGCUACAACACCUACGCGUCGCUGCGCUGGCGGCACCGGGGCCGCCCCAUGUUCCUCUCGCUCAAUAGCAAGGGCAGGCCGCAGCGAGGGGGCAAGACGCGCCGGCAGCACCUCUCCACCCACUUCCUCCCCAUGCUCGUCAGCUGA